AUGUAUACUGAUGAAACUGUUCAACAUUGUAAAUUAACCAAUCUAUAUAUUAAUAGUAAAGAAAACAUUCAUAAAUCCAUGAGUAAACCAGAUUGGAAAGAAUCAAAUACAAAUUCUUCUAAAAAACAACGAUCUAAUGAAAAUGGUGAAAUAGAUGAUAAAAUUAACCGAAAUGAACAUAUGGACUGGAAUGAUUAUCACCGCUUGAAUGUAAUUCACUCAUUUUUGGAUGAACUAGAAUACAACUAUCCAUCCUUAUGCACCGUGGGAGUUAUUGGGUCUUCUAUAGAAGGCAGAAAGUUAAAGGUUCUCAAGGUUUCGAACAGUAAUGCGAGCAACUCCGCAGUAUGGAUAGACGCGGGUAUCCACGCGCGAGAAUGGAUCGCUCCCGCCGUAGCCACGUACAUACUUGACCAUAUUGUACGGAACUUCGACUCAUUGCCAAACAGUAUCACUAACAAGGACUGGUAUUUCCAUCCGGUCGUUAAUCCGGACGGCUAUGAAUAUUCACAUACUGUUGACCGUAUGUGGCGCAAAAAUAGAGCCUGGUAUAGAGGGCAGUGCGUUGGAGUGGACUUGAACAGAAACUUUAGCUAUGGGUGGGGAGGCAAAGGAUCAUCGGACAACCCAGUAAAUGCUUUCUACAGAGGUCCCAAAGCGUUUUCAGAGCCUGAAUCAUGCGCUAUGAGGGAUAUUCUCGUUUCCAGUAUCCCAUUCAAAGUGUACAUCACGCUGCACAGCUACGGCCAAGUCAUUUUAUUUCCUUACGCCUACAGGGAUGAACUAUGUCCUGAUUAUGUGCGGUUACUUGAAGGUGCAACGAUUAUGUCUAAGGCUAUUCAUGAAACCAGUGGCAAUACUUACAAAGUAGGAAUUUCAAGGGACGUAAUGUAUGGAGCCGCUGGUACAAGCAACGAUUUUAGCCACGGCCAAGUUGGAAUACCUUUCUGUUAUCUUAUAGAGUUGAGAAGUAAAAAACACAAAUUUAAACUACCCAAAGAAGAGAUAGAAAAAACUGGUGCUGAAAUAUUGAAUUGUGUGAAAGCACUUAUGGAAUUUGUGGAUAAGAGUGCAAAAGCUGAAAAAAUU
Messenger RNA from Brenthis ino (lesser marbled fritillary), 1089 nucleotides. Lineage: Eukaryota; Metazoa; Arthropoda; Insecta; Lepidoptera; Nymphalidae. The record is from the annotation of a GenBank genome assembly.